Messenger RNA from Podarcis raffonei (Aeolian wall lizard), 2162 nucleotides. RefSeq names its product N-sulfoglucosamine sulfohydrolase (gene SGSH). The coding region runs from base 1 to 1536 and encodes 511 amino acids. The record is from RefSeq and is a predicted model, not a curated record. Gene Ontology annotation, molecular function: N-sulfoglucosamine sulfohydrolase activity. Lineage: Eukaryota; Metazoa; Chordata; Lepidosauria; Squamata; Lacertidae. Gene Ontology annotation, biological process: glycosaminoglycan catabolic process; heparan sulfate proteoglycan catabolic process. The transcript has 8 exons.
AUGCCGCUGCCUGCGCGGAGAUGGGGGGCGCCGCCGCUGCUGUUUCUGCUUCUGGGUCUCUGCUGCGCUUGGAGGGAUCCGGGCAGACCUCGCAACGUGCUGCUGAUCGUCGCUGACGACGGUGGCUUUGAGAGCGGCGUGUACAACAACACGGCCAUCAACACCCCAAACCUGGAUGCCUUGGCCCAGCGCAGCUUGAUCUUCCGGAAUGCCUUCACCUCCGUCAGCAGCUGCUCCCCAAGCCGGGCCAGUAUCCUCACAGGCCUGCCUCAGCACCAGAAUGGGAUGUAUGGGCUGCACCAGGAUGUGCAUCACUUCAACUCCUUUGAUAGUGUUCGGAGCCUCCCCUUGCUGCUUAGGCAGGCAGGGAUUCGGACAGGGAUCAUUGGGAAGAAACAUGUUGGGCCAGAGGCUGUGUAUCCCUUUGACUUUGCCUACACUGAGGAGAACGGCUCUGUCCUGCAGGUGGGGCGGAACAUCACCCGAAUCAAGCUGCUGGUUCGGAAAUUCCUCCGCAGCCAAGAGGAGGAAAGGCCUUUUUUCUUGUAUGUUGCUUUCCACGAUCCACACCGUUGCGGCCACUCCCAGCCCCAGUAUGGAGCAUUCUGCGAGAAAUUUGGCAAUGGAGAGCCUGGAAUGGGCUGGAUCCCAGACUGGAAACCCCAGCACUACAGCCCAGAUCAAGUGCAGGUCCCAUAUUUUGUACAGGACACACCAGCUGCUCGUGCGGAUCUGGCAGCUCAAUACACAACCACUGGGCGCAUGGAUCAAGGCAUUGGUCUUGUCCUAGAGGAGCUGAACAACGCUGGCUUCCACAACACUACCCUUGUGAUCUACACUUCCGACAACGGUAUCCCCUUCCCAAGCGGCAGAACUAACCUGUACCGGUCAGGUACGGCUGAACCCCUCCUCGUCUCCUCGCCUGAGCAUCCCUCGCGCUGGGGACAGGUCAGCAGUGCCUAUGCCAGCUUGCUAGACAUGACCCCCACCAUUCUGGACUGGUUCUCUGUGCCGUACCCCCGUUACAGCCUCUUUGGGAAGCGGAUGGUGCAACUGACUGGGAAGUCCCUGCUGCCAGCGCUGUCUCUGGAGCCGGCAUGGGCCACAGUGUUUGCAAGCCAGAGCCUCCACGAAGUGACCAUGCACUAUCCCAUGCGGGCUGUGCAGCGGGGGCCCCUGCGCUUCAUCCACAACCUGCAGAACCGCACGCCUUUCCCCAUCGACCAGGACUUCUACGUGUCACCCACAUUCCAGGACCUGUUGAACAGGACCCAGGCAGGGCAGCCCACGCACUGGAACAAGACGCUGCAUGGCUACUACUACCGAGAACGCUGGGAGCUGUACGAUCACAGCCUCGACCCCACGGAGAGCCGCAACUUGGCUUCUGACCCCCGCUAUGCCCAGGUCCUGGAGGAGCUCAGGGGGCUGUUGGUGAAAUGGCAGUGGGAAACGGACGACCCCUGGGUGUGUGUGCCUGACGGCGUCCUGGAGGAUAAGCCCAGCCCCCAGUGUCGACCGCUGCAUAACGAACUGUGAUUUCCCCCCUCUUCCCUUUUGCGGUGGCUGCUAGUUCCUCAUUCAUAUGAGCAGCGCUAAGGAAAGCUCUGACUUGCAAAGGCUUGCAGUUUGCAGAGCUAAGCACUAUUGCGUUUGCAGCUGUGGAAAGAGCUGGAGUCAACAAGACGAGGGUGGUUUCUUAUGUGCCUGCCUUCUUAAUUGCUGCAGACAUAUCAACCGUCUUAGCCAGCCCCCCCCCCCCAUUGCUGCCAAAGGGAAUGAUGUCGCAAGUGCCUAAUGGAACAGCCAGCAAAUGCUGCUCUACAGAAUUGGGCUGGUCCCAUCCAGGCUGUGAUUUGCACAUUCAGAAACAGUGCCUUUUGCAGGAACGUGUGCAGGAACGCAUUAGGCCUAGAUCCGGUUGAAAAAUUUAGGAGAAUACACCGUACAGUCUUCUCAAGAGGAUUGCAAAUGGUGGAGUCACUUAAAAGCACCCAACUCCAAAAUCUGCCAGUAGGUGGAAAGCUAACAUGCAGUUCCUCUCCAUAAAUUUCAGACCGCUACAGGCCUAUGAGACAAUUCUAAACAGUAAGUUUGAAAGAGCUUUUUAUGUGGCUCCUACUGAAUAUUCAACCAACAAAUAAAGCAGUAGAUUACUUCAUUGA